Molecule: messenger RNA, 7954 nt
Organism: Coregonus sp. 'balchen'
Lineage: Eukaryota; Metazoa; Chordata; Actinopteri; Salmoniformes; Salmonidae
Source: the annotation of a GenBank genome assembly
AUCUGAAAAGAUAGGAUAGGUAAAACCAAUGACGAAGGCCCACCAAGGGAUUUGGUUUCACCUUUAAGUCUCAGCAUAUUAGGGGCUUUUAUUAGAUGCUUUUACAGGAAUGUAUUAAGCUGUGAAUCACGUGUAUGUAUCAUGUGUAUCUUGUGUGUUCUUUUGAGAGUGCUUGAUAGUGUUUGAUAGUGCUAACAGCUUGAUUGUGCAACAUGGAACAACAUUAUAAUCCAGCAAUAAAUAAUUACAACACACUUUGUGUUGGGAACUUCGGACACAGGUUGGACAUUCACCUUGCAUUUAUGGGAUCGCAUCAGAGCAAUCAAAGUUGUAUAAAUACUCAGUGAACGUCUGUCAGUGUUUACUUACAGUAUCAUCACCACAGAGGAUCUCUAAUGUAAGUUAUUUACUAAUAUAUAUACUAUGUUUUAAUCACCUGAUCAUUGUUGUUUUACUUUCAAGAUGAUAUACAAAAUUUGACUGUUCGUAACUCAGUAAACAAGAAAAGUGUGUGAAUACUACUAAUAUUAAUUGAUUCCAUGUUGUGUAAGUAGUGCUCGGGUUGUUUUUGUAAACUGAGAAAGUUCCAGCGCAUGAAUAAGGGCAUUUAUAAAGUCCUGUAUAUAAUUGUCAUAAAUCAGUGAUCCUGUAUAUAACAUAAAUCAGUUAUCCUGUAUAUAAUAUUGUUAUAAAAUCACUGAAUCAGAAUGGUAUAUUACUGUUGUAUAAACAGAUAUUUUCCGUGUAUUGUCAGCAGAUCACCAUGAAGGCUGUCGCAGUAAUCCUGGCUCUAGCCGUCCUCUCAGGUAACCUUUCACUUCUACUGAGUAUGUGUCCCAAAUACCACCCUAUUUCCUAUAGGCCCUGGUCAAAAGUAGUACACUAAAUAGGGAAUAGGGUGCCAUUUGGGACGCAACCUAAGAAAAUCAUUGAGGUUUCAUCAGCUCUAGAAAAAUAUUUGUUUUCCGAAACAUUACCCAACAGGAUGAUUGACGGGGGCAAUACAAAUAGCAACUGGUUUAAAUCAAUCAAUUGCUCCAUUCUCUUAACUAUAGGCUGCCAUGCAUGGGUGCUACCCAUGCAAGAUGAGCCCCAAACUCCCUGGGAGAAGACCAUUGACCAGUUUAAGGACUACAUAACUGACCUGAACUCUAAGGCUGAUGAGAAGGUGAAGAACAUCAGGGCCUCCCAGCUCAGCAGAGAACUGGAGUGAGUUUAUUUCUGUGCAAAUGUACCUUUACUUUCCUACACGUGGCAAUUAACCCUUGCAAAAAACAUAAACAAAGAAUAUGGUGAAAUAUCUCUCUGAUGUGCAUUUAGCUUCAAGCCUUUUUGCAAUACUAUUGUGGAUAAUCAUGCUCCCUUAAAAAAAUUAAGGGUUAAAGGUAGAUCGAAUGCCUGGUAGAUCGAAUGCCUGGUACACUCCGGAAUUAUCAAAAGUCAUUCAUAAAAGAGAUGACGCUUCGGUCAAGGCCAGGAACAAAGGCUUAGGCCCGGACUGGCAAGCUUUUGUGUAAGACAAAUCAGAAAGGCUAAAUUAUUAUAGAACUGCUCUUUCGGAUUGUAAUGGGAACCUGGCUAAAUUCUGGAGAGUUCAGCUUCCUCCUCUGCCACAACAAAUUUAAUUCAGAAACUAGCCUCAUUACGGGAAAAAAGACAUCAUUGAUGCAUUUCAUCACUAUUUUAUUUCAGCAGGCUAUCUCUUUGAAAUAACUUCAAAGCCUAUUCACAAUGAUAUUGAGCUGGAUGCUGAUAGGGGAAACUUGCUGAAUGAUCAGAGAAAUGAUAGUCAGAGCUUUUCUUUUAGGCUAUUUACAGAAAAAGAAGUACUGGAUGCUUUGCUAGCACUAGACAACAAGAAAUCCACAGGGGCCAACCAAUUGGAUCCCGGUCUGCUUAAGUGUGCAGCGCCCAUCAUUGUUGGCUAAAUAAUCCACAUUAUUUAUUUAACAUUAUCAGGAAAUAUUACAAAAGUAUGGAAAUCAGCUCUUGUGCUGCCACUCCAUAAGGGCAGGGAUAGUAGUGUUCCUUGUCUAGUUAAGAUUCUUGAAUCCUUGGUAAAUGUAGAACUUUGCUCUUUUUUUAUCUGAUACAUUAAUUUUUUAUGUAAACCAAUCAGGGUUUAGGCUUGGACAUAGCACUAUUACAGCAACCAAUUUAGUUGCUAAUGACACUAAAAUGAAAUGUGUUGCUUUGUUUGUGGACCUGUCAAAAGCGUUUGAUACUGUUGAUCAUGCUAUUUUAUUGAAUAAAUUGUCCUCGAUAGACGCCUGUUCAUGGUUUCAUGAUUAUCUUAUUGACAGAACUCAGGCCAUCGUGAUUGAUGGGGUUAAGUCUGAAUUUCUUGAAGUACAUAAAGGUGUACCGCAGGGGGCGAUUUUGGGACCUGUUCUCGUCACUAUUUAUAAAAGCACCAUUGGUCAAUCUGUUAAAAAUGGUAAACAUAAUCUAUAUGCGGAUAAUACUAUUAUGUAUGCUAUUGCCCCGACUGUUGAUCUGGCUGUGUUAAAACUACAGUCAGAUUUUAUAGCUAUGCAGGAAUCCCUUGCUGAUUUAAAAGUUGUGCUUAUUUCGGGCAAAACUAAAUACAUGUUGUUUUCAAACUCUCAUAAGAAUGUUUCAGAUUAACUACAUUGGGGAGAACAAGUAUUUGAUACACUGCCGAUUUUGCAGGUUUUCCUACUUACUAAGCAUGUAGAGGUCUGUAAUUUUAUCAUAGGUACACUUCAACUGUGAGAGACGGAAUCUAAAACAAAAAUCCAGAAAAUCACAUUGUAUGAUUUUUAAGUAAUUAAUUUGCAUUUUAUUGCAUGACAUAAGUAUUUGAUACAUCAGAAAAGCAGAACUUAAUAUUUGGUACAGAAACCUUUGUUUGCAAUUACAGAGAUCAUACGUUUCCUGUAGGUCUUGACCAGGUUUGCACACACUGCAGCAGGGAUUUAGGCCCACUUCUCCAUACAGACCUUCUCCAGAUCCUUCAGGUUACGGGGCUGUCGUUGGGCAAUACGGACUUUCAGCUCCCUCCAAAGAUUUUCUAUUGGGUUCAAGUCUGGAGACUGGCUAGACCACUCCAGGACCUUGAGAUGCUUCUUACGGAGCCACUCCUUAGUUGCCCUGGUUGUGUGUUUCGGGUCGUUGUCAUGCUGGAAGACCCAGCCACGACCCAUCUUCAAUGCUCUUACUGAGGGAAGGAGGUUGUUGGCCAAGAUCUCGUGAUACAUGGCCCCAUCCAUCCUCCCCUCAAUACGGUGCAGUCGUCCUGUCCCCUUUGCAGAAAAGCAUCCCCAAAGAAUGAUGUUUCCACCUCCAUGCUUCAUGGUUGAGAUGGUGUUCUUGGGGUUGUACUCAUCCUUCUUCUUCCUCCAAACACGGCAAGUGGAGUUUAGACCAAAAAGCUCUAUUUUUGUCUCAUCAGACCACAUGACCUUCUCCCAUUCCUCCUCUGGAUCAUCCAGAUGGUCACUGGCAAACUUCAGACGGGCCUGGACAUGCGCUGGCUUGAGCAGGGGGACCUUGCGUGCGCUGCAGGAUUUUAAUCCAUGACGGUGUAGUGUGUUACUAAUGGUUUUCUUUGAGACUGUGGUCCCAGCUCUCUUCAGGUAAUUUUACCAGGUCCUGCCGUGUAGUUCUGGGCUGAUCCCUCACCUUCCUCAUGAUCAUUGAUGCCCCACGAGGUGAGAUCUUGCAUGGAGCCCCAGACGAGGGUGAUUGACCGUCAUCUUGAACUUCUUCAAUUUUCUAAUAAUUGCGCCAACAGUUGUUGCCUUCUCACCAAGCUGCUUGCCUAUUGUCCUGUAGCCCAUCCCAGCCUUGUGCAGGUCUACAAUUUUAUCCCUGAUGUCCUUACACAGCUCUCUGGUCUUCGCCAUUGUGGAGAGGUUGGAGUCUGUUUGAUUGAGUGUGUGGACAGGUGUCUUUUACACAGGUAAUGAGUUCAAACAGGUGCAGUUAAUACAGGUAAUGAGUGGAGAACAGGAGGGCUUCUUAAAGAAAAACUAACAGGUCUGUGAGAGCCGGAAUUCUUACUGGUUGGUAGGUGAUCAAUUACUUAUGUCAUGCAAUAAAAUGCAAAUGAAUUACUUAAAAAUCAUACAAUGUGAUUUUCUGGAUUUUUUUUUUCCGUCUCUCACAGUAGAAGUGUACCUAUGAUAAAAAUUACAGACCUCUACAUGCUUUGUAAGUAGGAAAACCUGCAAAAUCGGCAGUGUAUCAAAUACUUGUUCUCCCCACUGUACAUGUUCACUCAUUAGAUGGUUCUCCAAUCGAACGUGUUCCCGCAUGGCAUUUGGAUUGAUAUGGAUGUGAUGUUUAAAAAACAUAUAGAUGAGCUGGUUAAAAAGCUACGAUUUUAAGUUGGCUUUUUCUACAGAAACAGAUCGUGCCUUUCUCUAAGCAGUAGGAAGCAGAUUAUUCAGUCAACCUUUUUAUCUGUUCUUGAUUAUGGUGAUAUUAUUUAUCAAAGUUCAGCUGCUAUUACUCUUAAAUCCUUGGAUGCCAUCUACCAUAGUGGCCUUCAUUUUGUUACAGGUUACAGUUUUGAUACUCAUCACUAAAUCCUGUAUCAAAAAGUUGGCUGGACUUCGCUAAAGACCUGUAGAUGUCUACAUUACUCCCUUUUUGUUGACAAGGCCCUACUUCAUAAACUUCUGUCUUAUAUAACCUGUUGAAGUAUAGGCACCUGAGUUGUCUAACCCGUUCACAGGAUUAUUUAACUCUUGAGGUUCCUAGGGUCUCCACCGAGCUAGGUAAAUCUGCUUUAAUUUUAAUGCACCGUAUUGCUGGAACAAAAUUCUAAAUACAUUUCAUCUUGAUGUUCUGGUGCCGUUCAUGCAAUUUAAUGUAUUGAUUGGGGACAUAUUUGAAUGUAUCUGUUUUUCUGGGUGAUUUGCUGUUUUAUUUGUGCUUCCCAUUACUGUGAUUUUGUAUUUUAAUGUGUGUACAUAUAUAGUUUGGAUAUAAUGUGUAUAUUUAUGUUGUACAGUCGUGGUCAAAAGUUUUGAGAAUGACACAAGUAUUGGUCUUCACAAAGUUUGCUGCUUCAGUGUUAUGAGAUAUUUUUGUCAGAUGUUACUAUGGUAUACUGAAGUAUAAUUACAAGCAUUCCAUAAGUGUUAAAGGCUUUUAUUGACAAUUACAUUAAGUUUAUGCAAAGAGUCAAUAUUUGCAAGGUAUUUUUCAAGACCUCUGCAAUCCGCCCUGGCAUGCUGUCAAUUAACUUCUGGGCCACAUCCUGACUGAUGGCAGCCCAUUCUUGCAUAAUCAAUGCUUGGAGUUUGUCAGAAUUUGUGGGUUUUUGUUUGUCCACCCACCUCUUGAGGAUUGACCACAAGUUCUCAAUGGGAUUAAGGUCUGGGGAGUUUCCUGGCCAUGGACCCAAAAUUUCGAUGUUUUGUUCCCCAAGCCACUUAGUUAUCACUUUUGCCUUAUGGCAAGGUGCUCCAUCAUGCUGGGAAAGGCAUUGUUUGUCACCAAACUGUUAUUGGAUGGUUGGGAGAAGUUGCUCUCGGAGGAUGUGUUGGUACCAUUCUUUAUUCAUUUCUGUGUUCUUAGGCAAAAUUGUGAGUGAGCCCACUCCCUUGGCUGAGAAGCAACCCCACACAUGAAUGGUCUCAGGAUGCUUUACUGUUGGCAUGACACAGGACUGAUGGUAGCGCUCACCUUGUCUUCUCCGGACAAGGUGUUUUCCGAAUGCCCCAAACAAUCGGAAAGGGGAUUCAUCAGAGAAAAUGACUUUACCCCAGUCCUCAGCAGUCCAAUCCCUGUACCUUUUGCAGAAUAUCAGUCUGUCCCUGAUGUUUUUCCUGGAGAGAAGUGGCUUCUUUGCUGCCCUUCUUGACACCAGGCCAUCCUCCAAAAGUCUUCGCCUCACUGUGCGUGCAGAUGCACUCACACCUGCCUGCUGCCAUUCCUGAGCAAGCUCUGCACUGGUGGUGCCCCGAUCCCACAGCUGAAUCCACUUUAGGAGACAGUCCUGGCGCUUGCUGGACUUUCUUGGACGCCCUGAUGCCUUCUUCACAACAAUUGAACCUCUGUCCUUGAACUUCUUGAUGAUCCGAUAAAUGGUUGAUUUAGGUGCAAUCUUACUAGCAGCAAUAUCCUUGCCUGUGAAGCCCUUUUUGUGCAAAGCAAUGAUGACGGCACGUGUUUCCUUGCAGGUAACCAUGGUUAACAGAGGAAUAACAAUGAUUUCAAGCACCACCCUCCAUUUAAAGCUUCCAGUCUGUUAUUCUAACUCAAUCAGCAUGACAGAGUGAUCUCCAGCCUUGUCCUCGUCAACACUCUCACCUGUGUUAACGAGAGAAUCACUGACAUGAUGGCAGCUGGUCCUUUUGUGGCAGGGCUGAAAUGCAGUGGAAAUGUUUUUUGGGGAUUAAGUUAAUUUUCAUGGCAAAGAGGGACUGCAAUUAAUUGCAAUUCAUCUGAUCACUCUUCAUGACAUUCUGGAGUAUAUGCAAAUUGACAUCAUCAAAACUGAGGCAGCAGAUUUUGUGAAAAUUAGUAUUUGUGUCAUUCUCAAAACGUUUUACCACGACUGUAUAUACAGGGCGCGUUGUAAAAGAGACCUACAUAUCAAUAUGUCUUCCCUGUUAAAAUAAAGGUUAAAUAAAUAAAUAAAUAACAUUUAUUUUUAUAUUUUCACCCAGUCCAAAGAAUAACACUCACAUAUUCUGAUGUAUUUAACAAAUAUACACUGAGUGUACAAAACAUUAAGAACACCUUCCUAAUAUUUAGUUGCGUUAGAUUCACCUGGUCAGUAUGUUAUGGAAAGAGCAGGUGUUUACAUUGUUACAUUACAAAUGUAAUAGUAAUUAAAUAGUAAUUUAAUAGGAUCUCUGUGGUAACAAACCUGUCUGUUUCCCCUCCCAGUACCCUGAUCACAGACACCAUGUCUGAGCUCAACAUGUACAGUGAUGAUAUGAAGACCAAACUGGGCCCUCUCGCUAAGGACGCCGCUGAACGUCUGGGCAAGGACAUGCAGCUCCUCCUUAACAAGUUGCAGGCUCACAUGACUGAAGCCAAGGACCGUACCACAGUGUACACCCAGGAACUCCAGACCAUGUUGGAGCAGAAUGCCAAUGACGUCAGGAACAGGGUCAACACAUAUAGCCGCAAGCUGAACAAGCGCCUGAGCAAGGACACCCAGGAGAUCUCCAGGUGUGACAGAGAGAAGGCAGGAGCAGUUUGCCGGACUAGAUCAAUUAAAGUAUUGAAGUCUGAUUGAAAGUAUUUAAAUCUUUAGAUUGAGUAUUGAAGUCUUUAGAUUUAAAGCAUUGUCUUAUUCUGUCUAAAUGUUUCAUAAUAUCUGUCACAUGAAUAGUCAUGCACUUAGAGGGACUAAUUUAACUGCAAACACAAGUUCUAAUGAAAUGGAAUGCUUUACCUUCCUUUGUACAGUAGCUGUCUUUCACAUCUCCUUCCUCUCCACUCUCUUUUAGCAAAGUGACCACCUAUUUUGAGGAGCUUCAGUCUCGAACCACCUCCAGGGUGGAAUCCGUGAGGGAUCGCUUUCAGCCUUACUAUGUCCAGAUCCGUGAGCGCGCUGUGGAUAAGAUGACUACCCUCAGCAAACUGCUGACGACCCAGGCUGAAAAGGUGAGCACUGUCUGGCUCAGUAAGUAGCGCAUGGUACUUGCAAUGGCAAUAAUCGUGGGUUCAAUUCCCGCUGGUGCCACCCAUACAAAUAAAUGAAUGCAUGAUUGUAGGCGCUUUGGAUAAAAGUGUCUGCUACAUGGCAUAUAUUAUAUUACAACUAGCUGUAACUAAAUGUCAUUUAUUAUAUCAGGUGAAGGACAAGCUUGAGUCCCGGGCUGAGGAGGUCCGCGAGCAGCUGGCGAAGACCACCGAGAACCUCCGCACCACCCUCGAGGGCAAGAUGGAGGAACUGCGCACCUGGUUCAACCCCUACGGCCUCAAAAUCCGUGAUCAGGCUAAGGCCAUCAUGGAGACCAUGUAA